UAUUGAGAUCCAGAAGACCCCGAAGCACCGAGCGAACUUCAAACUACUUCCCCUGCCUAAGACAAAUUGCUCAUAAGCAGAUUGUAGAUGGAGGAAUCCAACUGUAGCAUUCAAGUGAAUGGCAUGCAAUUUGCAUAUGAGAUUCAAACCCCUCUCUUUUUCGAUUUAACCAUCAACAUAUCUCCUGGAUCUCGUUGUCUCCUUGUCGGAUCCAACGGCUCCGGGAAGACGACUCUACUGAAGAUACUGGCUGGAAAACAUAUGGUUGGGGGAAGGGAUGUGGUGCGGGUGCUGAAUUUAUCAGCUUUUCACGAUACCAAUCUUGUUUGCAGCGGCGACUUGGCCUAUCUGGGAGAUUCCUGGAGUAAAAAUGUUGGUUCUGCUGGAGAAAUACCACUUCAGGGAGACUUCUCAGCAGAGCAUAUGAUAUUUGGAGUGGAAGGGGUAGACCCUGUUAGGCGAGAGAAGUUGAUCGAACUACUAGAUAUUGAUCUGCAUUGGAGGAUGCAUAAGGUUUCUGAUGGUCAACGGCGUCGGGUCCAAAUCUGCAUGGGUCUCCUUCACCCUUUCAAGGUUCUUUUACUGGAUGAGGUUACUGUUGACCUGGAUGUUGUUGCAAGGAUGGACUUGCUAGAUUUUUUUAGGGAAGAAUGCGAGCAGAGAGGAGCAACAAUUGUUUAUGCAACGCACAUAUUUGAUGGAUUGGAGACAUGGGCAACAGAUAUUGUAUACAUUCAAGAAGGUAUUUUGAAGAGGCAUGAGAAGUUAUCUGACCUUUCAGAACUAAAGGCUUCCCCAAAUUUACUGUCAGUUGUGGAGUCUUGGCUUCGAUCUGAAACCAAGGUUGAGAAGAAAAAACACAUUACUGCUCAAAGUCCAGUCCGGAAGUCCUCGCCAUUUGAUGCUUCUCCUUUUAGAUCGUCCAGACACAUGGCAUACUAUAGGUGAUCUUAUCUCCUGGAAGGAAUCUAAUUUCUUUUCAUAAUUAUGAUAUACGAGACAGUAAAAUAGGUGAUAGAUAAAUUGCCUAACUCAAGUCUCAAAGCUAUUGACAUUCUCCAAGUCCAAGGAUUGGGAUUCAUACAAGAGUAGCAUGGCAACACUCUUUCUUGUGAGGUUAAAGGUGCAGAGCAAACUGCAUACGCCUCCUCUUAAUAAGAAAUUCUCUCUCUGGGUCAGAUUAGUGAUGAAUCUGCAACUAGUGGCAUUGUAAGUCUACUGCAGUUAAAAGACUGGAUUCUUUCUUUCUUCCUUUUUUUCCUUUUUUUUCCCGUACAUUGGUGUGGUGGGAUUGGGAUCGAGAAAGAUCAGAUUCCUAUUCCACAAUGUAAUAUGUCAUGGGGCUAAAUCUUAUCCUAGAGGCUCAGUUGCCCACAUUUUUUUUUGUAAAGUGCCUCUUUCUAUUGAUGUACUCAGCAGAGCAUGAUCAUCAAUUUGUAGCGUGAUGUGAAUAUGACUAGCAAGUGCUAUUAGAAACAUUA
Messenger RNA from Coffea eugenioides, 1481 nucleotides. RefSeq names its product ABC transporter I family member 19-like. Lineage: Eukaryota; Viridiplantae; Streptophyta; Magnoliopsida; Gentianales; Rubiaceae. Gene Ontology annotation, molecular function: ATP binding; ATP hydrolysis activity. The record is from RefSeq and is a predicted model, not a curated record. The transcript is spliced from 6 exons. The coding region runs from base 88 to 948 and encodes 286 amino acids.